AUGUCAUUAUAUUCUGUCGAAGGUAUCCUAAUAUUGGAUUCUAAGGGUGAAAGGAUAUAUGGUAAAUAUUACAGUCCACCCCAUUCUCAUACAGGAAGUGAAUAUGCGGUCGCUAAAUCACUAGCCACAUCUAACAAAGUUCAAUUCGAAUUUGAAAAACAAUUAUUCAAGAAGACACACAAGAAGAAUGCAGAGAUAAUGCUGUAUGAAAAUCAUUUGGUGUUAUACAAAGAAUACACUGACGUGACGUUGUAUUUGAUAGGUGACGGUAAUGAAAAUGAAUUGGUUUUACAGGAGGCCUUCGAUGCUUACAGGAAUUCUUUAGAAUUAGUUUUAAAUAAUGGGGUGGAUAAAAAGAAUAUCCAAGAGAAUUAUGAUUUGAUGUUAUUAGCUAUCGAUGAAUUGAUUGAUAAUGGUAUUAUUUUAGAAACUGAUCCAGCUUCUAUUGCCUCGAGAGUCACUAAGGCACCAGAAGAAAAUGUUACAUUGGAUCUGGAUAAAGGUCUUUUGGGUGCAUGGGGUUUCGCCAAGAGCAAAUUCCAAGAAAGGUUACAACAAGGAUUGUAA
Molecule: messenger RNA, 567 nt
Organism: Maudiozyma barnettii
Lineage: Eukaryota; Fungi; Ascomycota; Saccharomycetes; Saccharomycetales; Saccharomycetaceae
Gene: RET3
Product: coatomer subunit zeta
Exons: 1
Coding region: 1-567 (188 amino acids)
Biological process (GO): intracellular protein transport; retrograde vesicle-mediated transport, Golgi to endoplasmic reticulum; intra-Golgi vesicle-mediated transport
Cellular component (GO): COPI vesicle coat
Source: RefSeq, a predicted model, not a curated record